UUAACUUAACAAACUAUUAAAACAAGCAAGGCGCCUAAGAGCCAAACAAGGGGAGGCAUCAGGAGCAUGCCCAACGGAACUCCUUCAACACACUCUUCUCCGAUAACCACCACCACCGAACCCUAACCCUACCCUACCCCACCCCCACCGUAUACCACCAAUCAAACACACACACACACACACAAUCAACAACAAAUCAGCCACUUCUCACGGCAUGCGAUCCACCGCGGUCACGUGGCGGUGGAGAUUAUUAUUCAAUGCGGCCGGUGAAUCGGUUGCGAGAUGUCCUCGCUAGCGGUUGAUUCGAAAUUGCAAAUGAGUUGGCAGAAUAAUAAUUUGUUGUUGAAGAAACGGAAGAAUGGUCUUCCCUUAGGGUUUAAAAAUCUCGGUAAUACUUGUUAUCUUAACGCUGUGCUUCAGUGCUUGACCUACACUCCUCCGCUUGCGAAUUUCUGUCUCCAGCUUCAGCACUCUGCCUUCUGUGAAUCACUAGCGCAGCAAGACAAGAGUGAUUGUCCGUUUUGUCUACUAGAGGAGAGAAUUUUUCGUUCUCUUAGCAGCAACUUAACCCUAGAUACACCUGGCAAGAUCAUUGGUGGCUUGAAAGUAUUUGCGGAGCAUUUUCGUCUAGGAAGGCAAGAGGAUGCUCAUGAAUUUCUUCGGUAUGUCAUUGACGCCUGUCAUACCACUUGUCUUCGCUUGAAGAAAUUGCAGCAACAAAGACGAAAGGUUACCAGUAAUGGAGGCGGUGAUGGCUUCAGUGGCAGUUCGGUAGUUAAGGAGAUAUUUGGAGGAGCUUUGCAGAGCCAGGUGAAGUGUCUUGCUUGUGGCAAUGAAUCCAAUAAGGUUGACGAGAUAAUGGAUAUUAGUAUCGAUGUAUUAAAUAGCAAUUCUCUUAAAGAUGCUUUUGAGAAUUUUUUUCGACCAGAGUAUUUAGAUGGGAACAACAAGUACAAGUGUGAAAGUUGUAAAAAGUUGGUUCCAGCAAGAAAGCAAAUGUCUAUUCUUCAGGCACCUAACAUUCUUGUAAUUCAACUAAAGAGGUUUGAGGGAAUAUAUGGCGGAAAGAUAGACAAAGCGAUUACUUUUGAGGAACGACUAGUUCUUUCAAGCUUCAUGUGCAAAAGGAGCCAGGAUCCCCAUCCAGAGUAUAAACUUUUCGCUACCAUCAUACAUUCUGGCUAUUCACCUGAUUCAGGACACUAUUAUGCUUACAUCAAGGAUGCUAUUGGCCGUUGGUAUUGCUGCAAUGAUUCUUAUGUAUCCGUUUCAACCUUGGAAGAAGUUUUAUCUGAGAAAGUCUAUAUUCUUUUCUUCUGCCGUACCAAACAAAGGCCUCUUCUACCUAACAAAAAUUUAACCACCAACGGAACAAAAUCAUAUGAUUGCAACGGCAACGAUAGCUCAAAAGUUCCAAAAUCUAGUCAUCUAAUGUCUACAGACUCACAACAACCGAAGGUCGAUCCUGCAGCUUCAACUAAAGUUGAAAAAUUGCUUAACGGUUCUCAAAAGAAGCCAGGUUGUCUUGGAACCAACGGUGUCAAAAAGUUCCCAGAAUUCAUUACUCAUAAUAAAGAAAACAAUGAUAAUAAUGGUGAUGCAAAAGCCUCAUGCAAGAAGACGAGUGAUAAGAAGAUUCCAUUGUUGGAGGACAAGAACGGAGUUAGCCAAAAUAAACAUGUCGCAAACGGAAAUGAGUUUGUUGCGAAUGGGUAUAAGAACAAUGCUACUACAAACGGAACAGAAACUGGUAAAUUGCAUAAUGGUAUCGUUAAAAACCUUUCUAAUGAGUCGGACUUACAGAGGAAACAUAAAGAACAGAAGUCUUGUGAUCAUAAAUCACUAGCAAAACAUGACGAACUGAAAGAAAGUCUCAGGAAAGAAGCUUCUUCCUUCCUGCGAAACUGUGGUUUUUCAGAUGAUGUUGCGAGUUUCAUGCGAGCCAAGAAGCUGAGCAUUCGAGAUGAAGGCAAUGAUGCAUUACAGAGGAAUGAACUUAAGAGGAAAAUGAUAGCUGAUGCCAAGGCUAAAUUUAUUUCUCAAGUUCCUCAAUCGCUGAAAUCCGAUCUCGUCAAACGGAUCAGAUCUCAUAUUGAUCCAUGAAAUAGGCGCUGCAUGUCUCCCAACUUGUAGGAGGUCGAGAUGGGAUGCCACGUCAGCAUCUGUAUGUAUUUUAGCGAGGCGUAUAGGCGUGGAAACAUGAAGAUGGUUUCUCCAAUGCUAAAUUUUGUUUGUUUUUAGUUUGUAUGGAGGAUCUUUAUUAUUGUUAGACUGAUUUUGGUAAGUUCCGUUGAGUGAGGCUGGUGUUGUCAGUGAGGUUAUAAGAGAACGGGAUGAGAUACAUAUAUUCUUUCUGUAAAAUAUAGCCUUUUUUUUGUCACAUUUUGUGUAAUUUACCGUCAAAACUUUCAGUUUUACUAUGAUUUAAUCUAAUUGUUUUGA
Helianthus annuus (common sunflower) is the source of this 2442-nucleotide messenger RNA. RefSeq names its product ubiquitin carboxyl-terminal hydrolase 25. The coding region runs from base 283 to 2103 and encodes 606 amino acids. The record is from RefSeq and is a predicted model, not a curated record. The transcript is spliced from 9 exons. Lineage: Eukaryota; Viridiplantae; Streptophyta; Magnoliopsida; Asterales; Asteraceae. Gene Ontology annotation, biological process: protein deubiquitination. Gene Ontology annotation, cellular component: nucleus; cytosol. Gene Ontology annotation, molecular function: cysteine-type endopeptidase activity; cysteine-type deubiquitinase activity.